Messenger RNA from Drosophila ananassae, 1965 nucleotides. Its product is annotated as gametocyte-specific factor 1 homolog. NCBI's taxonomy places the organism in Eukaryota, Metazoa, Arthropoda, Insecta, Diptera, Drosophilidae. The transcript is spliced from 2 exons. The coding region runs from base 146 to 610 and encodes 154 amino acids. The record is from RefSeq and is a predicted model, not a curated record.
ACGAGAACCGCUUAAAAGUCGCCUUCAAGUCAUUGCAAAUAUAGUAUUCGAACUGAUCGCAUCGCAAAGGAAUAAUAAGAACCAUUUUAACGUUUAAUUUGUUAAUAAUUUUGCUAAAAAGUUAAAAAAGCAUCUGUCUUGCACAAUGACAACGAAGAAUAAGUUGGACAUUUCUGGCCCUAAUUUCGAAACGUACAUCGUCUGCCCGUACGACAGUGUCCAUCGUUUGUUACCAACGCGCCUGGCCUGGCACUUAACCCGUUGCGCCCGCAAUCAUCCUGGCUCCAAAAUGGUUCACUGUCCCUUCAACAAUACCCACGUUUAUUCCGUUAAAGACAUCCAGAGUCAUAUCGGUGAAUGCCCCAACCGCUCGCAUCUGGAACGGUAUAUACGUCCGGAUAAGUUACCACCUGCAGAACCACGAGCCCGCGAAUUUACGGUCGAGUCUACGGAGGAUUGGGAUGCCGAACCGCCGGUGGAGUCGUACGAUCCGCGAGCCUAUUGCGAGGCAAAGUUUGUCAUACGGAAUCCGCAAGGUGCUCCACCGGCAGCCCGCCGUGAAUUUCGGGAACGUGAACGCCGGCGCUUUCUUGAACACUCCAAGUUUUAAAACCAAGAUGGUGGAACGUCUAAAGGAAGUAUUUCUAAUUCAGUUGGGACUGUAUGAGAUCAAACAGCACAGCAAUGAUUUCGCUUUCAGUGCUUGCUUAAAUGAGCGUCAAAUCAGAGUCCAUUUACCGUUUAUUCCUAGAAUUAUAAGUAAUGAAAAAAUGCAAUGUGUAGGAGUUGCCAUACUGCACAAAGUAAGCUCAAAGAGGUGGCGCAUUUAUUCAUAAUUUCAUAUAUUACUAAAUACACAAAAAAACAUACAUCGAAAUUAACAACCUUCACUUAAUCAUUACAUAUGCGUUCAUACAAGAUAAAUCAUUGUAUCAACUCACAUAUCAGUUAGGAAACAUAAAAUAUUUAUAUACUUUUUUUUUCGGAUACAUUGAAAAACGUUCCCCACAACAUUCUUUAAUGUAGGAAUACACUUUUUUUUAAUUUUAAUAAAAACCGCCUUUUUGUAUAACAUCGUCUUAUUGAACUUGCAACAGAAUAAGACAUUGGAAGACUUAAACACCUUAUUUUUAUAUCUAACAUGUUCACAUUACAUUAUAAUUACUAAGUUUAUAAAUGCACUUUUUCGCUUUAAUAAAAAAAAAUAAAAUAAAAGCAAAUGUCAUCUUGUGGCGGGCUAAUAAUAAAUUUUCCAAAAAGCUUUGGCAACUUUUCGUAAUAGUUAGGAAACUUAUAUAUUUUUCUUUUUUUUCCUUUAAAUAUUCACAUAACAAUAUGCUUAAUUUAUGAAUACAAUUUUAUGAUUUAAACAAAAAAAAUAUAAAAGAAAAUGUCAUUUUUUGUACCAUUGUCUUUUUGGCGGGCUUUUAAAUAUUUCCCAGAAACGUUGAAAACUUCUUCAGUUAAUAGUAGGUUGGAUUCGUCAGUCUAUCAAAGACUAUUAAUCCAAAAAGACAGUAAAUCUGAAAAAUGUCAGCGAAAAUAAUUAAAAACUAAAUAAAUAUAUUUGAAUUUUUAGAGAUUUAUCGAUAAUUGUCAUAAAAUAAGUGUUGCAAAGUGUGACCAUACAGAAAAUACCAAAAAAUAUUGUCAACCAAAAUCGAUAUACGAUAUAUUUGCGGAAAGAAUAUUGCGAUAACUUCAUCUAUUUUGGGUACGUAUUCCAUUCAAACUAAACGGAACUCAGGUGGCGUUAAGUUUAGCGGUUCGGCACUCUCCAUAAUUUCAAAAAAAAAAAAAAUUAAAUUGCAAGGAAUAAACUCCUUAAUCUGUUGAAUAAAUUGAAAUAAAUUAAAAAAGUUCAAUCGUCGAAAAGGCAAUAAGACACCACUCUCAAGUUGUGGGUGUGUGUGUGAGCGUGUGGGAAAAAGGAGAGACGCCAAAAAGAAAAAGGAGCGAAGGAAA